This is a messenger RNA of Austrofundulus limnaeus, 1782 nucleotides long. It is a transcript of the gene rlbp1a, whose product is annotated as retinaldehyde binding protein 1a. Gene Ontology annotation, molecular function: phosphatidylinositol bisphosphate binding. The transcript is spliced from 8 exons. Gene Ontology annotation, cellular component: membrane. The coding region runs from base 88 to 1026 and encodes 312 amino acids. Lineage: Eukaryota; Metazoa; Chordata; Actinopteri; Cyprinodontiformes; Rivulidae. The record is from RefSeq and is a predicted model, not a curated record.
UCCUCCUGGUCCUCUUCGUCUCACUCGUCUUCCUCCUCMGUCUCUGCAGGACUCAUCCAGUCUGCUGAAGUUGGUGAAGCUUCAACAAUGGCUGCAAYGGGAACUUUCCGUCUGGUUUCAGAGGAAGAGCAGGCGAUGAGGUCGAAGCUGGAGCACCUGACAGUGAAGGAUCACGGGCCGGUGUUUGGCCCGUGCCACAAACUGCCCGGCCACACUGCGCAGAAGGCGAAGGACGAGCUGAAUGAGACGGACGAACGGCGGGCGUCGUCGCUGAAGGACCUUCGGGCCACGAUGAAGGAGAGGGCAGCAGAGGGAGACGAUUUGGCCAAACUGGUGCAGCAGCGCUUCGGGGACAGACCGGACUCUCUGCUCCUGCGUUUCCUCAGAGCUCGCAAAUUUGAAGUGGUCAGAGCUCACGAGCUCAUGAAAGGUUAUGUGCGCUUCAGGAGGGAGUACCCUGAGCUGUUUGAGAACCUGACCCCCGAGGCCGUCCGCAGCACCAUCGAGGCGGGGUACCCUGUAGUCCUGCCGACCAGGGACAGGUUUGGGCGUGUGGUCCUGCUCUUCAACAUCAACAACUGGGACCUGGAGGAGAUCACGUUUGAUGAGGUCCUAAGAGCGUACUGUGUGAUCCUGGAGAAGCUGCUUGAAAGCGAGGAGACUCAGAUCAAUGGUUUUGUCCUGAUUGAGAAUUUUAAAGGCUUCACCAUGCAGCAYGCUUCAGGAAUAAAGACAGCUGAGCUCAAAAAGAUGGUGGACAUGCUGCAGGAUUCUUUUCCUGCUCGUUUCAAAGCAGUUCAUGUUAUUCACCAGCCCUGGUACUUCACCACCACCUACAACGUGGUCAAACCCUUCAUGAAGGCCAAACUACUGGAGAGAGUCUUUGUACACGGGGAUGAGCUGGAAAGCUACUUCAAGGAGUUUGAUGUGGACAUCCUGCCGUCAGACUUUGAUGGUAAAGCUCCGGUAGCUGACUAUCAAGCCAUCGCCACCCAGCUUUUUGGCUCUGAAGAUACUGCUCUCUGAACAAAAAAAAAAAAAAGAAAAGAAAAGAAAAACGCUGUUUUAUUUUCAAUCCUGGAGGAGCAGCCUCAUCCCGAGACGCUUUGCGGUCAGAUUAAAUGUGUGGACUACCUUGAAGGCUAGGUUUCUAUUCAAUUUUAUUUUUAUGCAGACAUUUUAGAGCAAAGAAGUUUACGAUGAAUAUGAUAGAAAUGUGUAUGAAUAAUGAAAUGGAAACAAACAAAAAUGUGUUUAUUUGUCACGUGAGAACAGUUGAGAGUUAACAGUUGUUACUAAUGUUGUCUGUCUGUGUGUGAGUGGAGGAAGAACAAGAAAGUUGCUGAUGUGAGAAUCUGAACAAAAACCACAAUAACUUCAGKUUUUUUUKKUUSWUUUUUUGCCUUAAAAAYUUAUAGGAACAGUCAUGCAAUCUGUAAUGUGAAACAGGGGAAUGCAGAAGUUGCUGUGUUGCAGGUUUUUCUCCUGUUUUUCUGUCUUAAGGUAGAAUUUUUAAACAGAACUGGGUGUAAACCUGCCUCCUGUGUUUGGAGCAGGAGCCUUUUAAAGUGAAAUGUUUCUGUUCCUCAGAUGGCUUUUUUCAAACCUAUCAUGUGAGAUUUGACACCGAGGAUGCCUUGUGUGCCAUAAACAUCUGUUCUGCCUGUUUGCACUGGUUAGAAGCAUUUUUGUUCUUGUUGUGUCUUCAAUUCUACAUGAAUUGUUGCCCUCAUUGUUUGUCUUUUAACCUGAAAGUAGCCAUUAAACCAGACUUUACAUCAU